Molecule: messenger RNA, 2571 nt
Organism: Dermacentor silvarum
Lineage: Eukaryota; Metazoa; Arthropoda; Arachnida; Ixodida; Ixodidae
Exons: 1
Coding region: 1-2571 (856 amino acids)
Source: RefSeq, a predicted model, not a curated record
AUGUCGGCAUGCCGUCUUUGUGUACAAACUUUCUCCACGUUGCCAGCCUACUUCAAUCACUACAAGUACCACAGCAGUGUGCUGGGUGGUGCCCUCUGCCCUAGUGAGCCUUGUGAUGCUGUUUUAAAGAACUAUGAAAGCCUGAAAAGCCAUCUCUUCAGACAUCACAGAAAACGACGAAAAGAAGAAAAUGCAGUUUACAUCUGCCCGGUGAUCUCAUGUGAAGCAAGUGAACUGACCCGCACAAUGUUUUUGUCGCACAUUGCUACACACUUUAGUAGUGGCACAGACUCUGUCACAUGCCCUUUCACAGGUUGUGUCAGUGUGCUGACGACAGCUCAGUCAUUCAGAACGCAUGUGUCAAGAUACCACAGUGGCACUACAGAUGCUCUACAGCACUUGCAAGGGCCAGAUGCUGACAUUGAAAUGGAAGCAGGAACUGCUGAAACUGAAGAAUCUAGUCUGUCCAUGAGCGUAGUGCGAAGCCAUGAUGUAGAGCCUAGUAGCAGCAGCCAUUUCGAUGAGAACCUUUUUACUGAUAAUUUUGCACUGUUUCUUCUGAAACUUGAGAGCCAGCAUCACGUACCUGCUAGUACUGUGCAAAACAUUAUCAAAGAGAUGCAGAAUCUUCAUAGCCUGAAUCGUACUUUGACUUUACAAGAGGUUUCAAAAGCUGUCUCAAAUGAUACCCUUGCUGCUGUAAAUUCGGCACUUUCUAUAGACCCUUUUGGAACUGCAUCUCUCGUCCUCAACUCAUCCUAUUCUAAGCACAAAUAUUAUAAAGCAAACUUCUGUUUCGUGCCACCUGUAGAGAUCACCCUGGGUAUGAACAAGCAGAAUGUAGCAUCAGUUUGCUGUUAUGUUCCAAUUGAAGACCUGAUAUGUUUCUUGCUCUGUCAUGCACCUACUGGUCAACCCAGUGCGUCAGAUGGGUGCUACCAUGAUUAUAUUUUCUGCCAGCCUUUCAAACAGUCCGAUGAAAAUGUCAUACGCAUAAUCCUGUAUCAGGACGAGUUUGAAAUUGUGAACCCACUGGGCUCAUCAAAGGGCCAUUUCAAGUUGCUUGCGGUGUAUAUGACCCUUGGGAAUUUGCCACUGUACUGCAGGUCGCGUGUAGAGAGCAUGCAGCUAGUGAUGCUUUGUCGCCAGAAAGACGUAAGAGAAUUUGGGCUCCAGAAGGUUUUACAGCCAUUAACCGAAAGUUUAGUGAUGCUGGAACAGAAAGGACUGCCAAUUAAUGGAGUGAACCACCAUGUACGGUUGGACUUCGUAGUGGGUGAUAACCUUGGAAGUCAUAUGAUUGGUGGCUUCACCCAGAGCUUCAGCACAUCCGCAUUCAUUUGCCGUUUCUGCCUUUUGACUCGUUUAGAAUUUCAUGAGAAACCACAUCUAGUUGGGGAAAGGCGGACCCCAGAAAAGUAUAUGCAGUCACUUGAACGGCUUGAAAGCAGUAAUGAACAGAGUGACUGUGGCAUUGUAAAUAACUCCCCGUUUCAUGUACUGAGGCACUUUCAUGUGUGCCGGUCAGGAUUGCCUCCAUGUAUUGGACAUGACCUUUUUGAAGGUGUAGUUCGACAUGACUUGCCGUUAUACAUUCGGUAUUUUGUCACCAAGAAAAGGUGGUUUACUUAUGAAUAUCUGAACAACAGGAUUUCUACUUUGAAAUACAGCACUCAUGACCUGCGAAACAAGCCAGCCAAGGUGCCCAGCCAAAGUGACAAGCUUGGGGGCCAUGCAAUUCAAAAUUGGACGCUGUUAAGAUUGCUUCCUUUGUAUAUAGGCACAAAAGUGGCCGAUACAAAUGACCCAACUUGGGAGCUCGUGGUCAAACUCAUGGAGGUAACCGAUCUCAUUAUGGCACCAAAAAUAACUGCAGCUCAAGUUGCAUAUCUGAAAAUUUUGACCGAAGACUACAUAGUGUCUCGAAGUAUCCUGUUUCCCAGUGCCAAACUACGGCCAAAGCAUCACUACAUGCUACAUUACAGUGAACUUAUUCAGGAGUUUGGCCCACUCUGCCACGUGUGGACUAUGAGAUUUGAAGGCAAACAUCAAUAUUUUAAACAGUGCAUACGCAGUUCACGAAACUUCAAGAAUGUCACAAAGACAUUGAGCGAACGACACCAGCUUUAUCAAUCAUUCCUGGCUGCCCGAGGUUUAUUCCGCACUUCUCCAGUGUUCACAGACAUGAGCCAGGAUGAGCAAACAAGGAUUCAGAGUGAGGUUGUGCAUUGUCAGAUUCGUGAGCAUAGUGUCCUGCUAAAGAAAGCCACUGUGGAUGGUUGCAUGUAUGCAGUCGAUGACUAUGUUCUUGUGUCGGGAACAAGGUUUGAUCCUGUGUUUGGUUUAAUAAUUGCCAUUGUGAAAAACAUCUCUGCAGAAAUAUUUCUGUUAGUUAAGUGUGUUCGUUCAGCAUGCUUGCCAGGUCUCUCGUUGUAUGUGUUGCAAAGUUCAGCUUGCACAACAGAACUCCUAUGCCCUUUUGAGCUGCUAGACAGGACAGCUUACCAGCCCUACGCUUUCAAUGGUGCCACUGUUAUUAGACUGAACUUGUCAUUUCCUGAAACGCUGUGA